This is a messenger RNA of Geodia barretti, 2672 nucleotides long. The record is from the annotation of a GenBank genome assembly. Lineage: Eukaryota; Metazoa; Porifera; Demospongiae; Tetractinellida; Geodiidae.
GAGGACGAGUUUGCGCAUGCGCUUUACCAGCACAAGGGAUGUGCCUAGCCUCACAUACACUCUCCGAGUCUCUAGGUGCCGGCCCGCGGGUCUGGGCGAUCUAGUUCACAACGAGGGUCUUGUCUGCUGAUGGCUGAUGCUACAGCCCCUGUUGUGUACGGCACGCUAACACCAGACGAUGCAGUGGACGUGUUGGAGAAGCUACUGCCAGCACAGACCAAGUCCUACGAGCUGGGCCUCAAGUUGAAACUGCAACAACACGUCGUGGAGGCCAUCCAUGAUGCAUAUUCCAGGCCACGCAGUCGCCUUCUCCACGUUAUUAUCGAGUUUACCAACCGAGUAGAGCCCAGACCGACAUGGAGGGUGAUUAUAGAAGCCCUUAAUAGUCGGGUGGUCGACCUAUCAGCGCUAGCUAAGGCGGUAGAAGCAUCUGUUCCUACUCUACCACUAGCCCCUACUCCUUUCACUGCUGUGGUUUCAACCAGUCCACCAGUUAGUCCAAGCCAGAAGAGCAUCGAUCUUAUUCGGUCUGAAAUAGAGAAUCUUGAAGACCAGUUUUUGCACAUCACAUGUGAGACACGAGCAUUACUUUCUUCAAAAGAGAAAAAAGAUACGGAAUUUUUACAGAUUUUUAAAGAUUUUAUUCUAAACUUUCCCGUAGCCAAAAAAGCUAUCCAUGUAAAUUUUUUUUGUAAGAAUGAAGAUGAAAUUCUCCAAGCUAUAAAUAUUCAAAAGUUGUUUGCCAUUCUUGGGCGUUACUGUAACUAUCGAAACUAUGAGAUAAUAGUGCACGUCGUCAAAAGAUAUGGGGACACUAAAUUGAGGACAAGUAUUAAAGUGUAUUGUGAUGCAAUAUAUAAGUUCGAAAUCAGCACUACAGUUGAUGUCUACCUCAAAGCCAUUUCAGCUCUUCCUGAUGGUGAAAUUUGCAGGGGAUUUACUCGAAUGGCUAUGAAAAUCAAAAAGGAAAUUUCUGAAUGUACACUUCACGAAAUUCGACAGCAAAAGGAAGCAAUCGCAGAGAAUGCGUCUGUUCACUCCUACAGCGUGUAUAUUGAGAGCGUCGCUGAAAGUUCAGUUCUGGUCCAAUUGCGGGUUCAUCCUGACUGUGCAGAAAUGGUUUUGGCUGCCGUUACACCCGACUUCACAUACCUGUAUAAUGUUACAGUUCAGAAAAUCCCAGAUAAUGCCACAGGAGUGACGGAAGAGGAUGAUGAUCAGACUGGAGACAGUGGAAUGGGAACUGGAUCUGGUAGUGUUAUGACGGACUUCCUGCCAGGUAUCUAUGAAGCCUUCCACCUGAUUGCAGCAAAAGAAAAAUCUAUGUAUACACCACUUAAAAGAGGUGAAGUAAAAGAAGCUGUAUAUGCAAGUCGCACAUCAAGAGAACGUACUUAUACCUAUGCAAGUGUCACUCAUGCAGCAAACAAAUGUGAAUCAUGUCAUCAACUGAAUCUCAAAAAAUCUGUGUUAGAGAAAGUGGUAAAGGUUCUUGAAUCACCAACGGUACGGGAGAUGGAAUUAGCCCAGCAAGUAAAGAAUAUGCUGCUGGAGAGCAGUUUGCCAAUAGCUGGUGAUGAGGCAACCAGACCAGAUAGGAAAAGGGAGGUGCAGCAACCACCCCCUCUCCCUCCCUCCUACCUUUCCGCCUUCCCUCCCCCCUCCCUCCGCCCCGCCUCCAUUCCAAAGCCCAGGUCCAAGUCUACGGCUCCAGUUUCUUCUGACUCACACACUGUCAAGACAAUAAAGGACUUUGAGUUCCUUGUGGUUCUAGGCAAAGGGACAUAUGCAAAGGUAAUGAUGUGUAAGGAGAAGGCAACAGGAGAGAUACUGGCCAUGAAGAUACUCAAGAAGGGUACGUUAGUGGGCAAAGAUGAGAUCACCCACACUAUAACAGAGAGAAAAGUUCUCCAGAUGACAUCAUCUCAUCCUUUCCUCACGAGUCUCAAGUACUCAUUCCAGACACCUGACCGGUUGUGUUUAGUGACAGAGUACGUACGAGGAGGAGACCUCUUCUACCAUCUGUCCAGAGAUAGAGUAUUCUCAGAGGACCGCACCAGGUUCUAUGGAGCUGAGAUAAUUCUGGGAAUCCAGUACCUCCACAGCAUAGGAGUGGUCUACCGAAACAUGAAGCUGGAGAACCUGAUGUUGGAUGAGAGGGGACACAUCAAGAUCAUAGACUUUGGACUCUGCAAACAAGGAAUCUACUUUGGAGACACCACUAGAACCUUCUGUGGUUCUCCAGAGUACAUGGCUCCUGAAGUGAGUGUGGUCUCUUUUGCCAUCGUGUGAUGAAUAAACUUUGACCCCAGGUGCUAGAAGACAAUCACUAUGGACGGGCAGUGGAUUGGUGGGGAGUGGGUGUGGUUAUGUAUGAGAUGAUGUGUGGGCGAUUCCCAUUUUAUUCCCGAGACCAUGAGGUCCUUUUUGAGCUCAUUUUAGUGGAAGAGGUAAAGUUUCCAGCAAGACUGUCACUGGAGAGCAAGUCUCUACUCGGAGGACUACUUCAGAAAGACCCGAGCAAAAGACUGGGUGGAGGAGAAGGAGAUGCAGAGGAGGUCAAGUCUCACGUGUUCUUCAAGUCCAUCAACUGGGACGAUGUCUACAGCAAGAGGAUCACUCCUCCCUUUGUCCCCAUCAUCAAGUCAGAGACAAGUACUGACUACUUUGAG